Messenger RNA from Canariomyces notabilis, 255 nucleotides. Its product is annotated as cytochrome c oxidase, subunit VIb. Gene Ontology annotation, cellular component: mitochondrion; respiratory chain complex IV. The transcript has 4 exons. Bases 1 to 255 code for a protein of 84 amino acids. The record is from RefSeq and is a predicted model, not a curated record. Lineage: Eukaryota; Fungi; Ascomycota; Sordariomycetes; Sordariales; Chaetomiaceae.
AUGUCGGACGACGAGCGCGUUACCAAGCCCUUCAAGUUCGUCACAGGUGUCGACGCCCGCUUCCCAAACACCAACCAGACCAAGCACUGCUGGCAGAACUACGUCGACUAUCACAAGUGCAUCCUUGCCAAGGGCGAGGACUUCGCCCCGUGCCGCCAGUUCUGGCUCGCAUAUCGGUCUCUUUGCCCCAGCGGUUGGUAUCAGCGAUGGGAUGAGCAGAGAGAGGCUGGAAAUUUCCCCGUUAAACUUGAAUGA